Messenger RNA from Meriones unguiculatus (Mongolian gerbil), 2719 nucleotides. RefSeq names its product asparaginyl-tRNA synthetase 1 (gene Nars1). Gene Ontology annotation, biological process: asparaginyl-tRNA aminoacylation. NCBI's taxonomy places the organism in Eukaryota, Metazoa, Chordata, Mammalia, Rodentia, Muridae. Gene Ontology annotation, molecular function: ATP binding; nucleic acid binding; asparagine-tRNA ligase activity. The record is from RefSeq and is a predicted model, not a curated record. Gene Ontology annotation, cellular component: cytoplasm. The coding region runs from base 116 to 1795 and encodes 559 amino acids. The transcript has 15 exons.
UCCGCUGACUCAGAUCCGCGACGGCUGCGCUAGGCGAUCUGAUGCAACGCCUCAGUCAAGGAAGCAAGCCUUCAGUGCACGUUGGGGUGACCGGGCGGCGGUGGGGCGGUUGUCGAUGUCCUCGGAGGUGAUCAGGGCGACCGCAGACAUGGUACUAGCAGAGCUGUAUGUCUCUGAUCGAGAAGGAAGUGACGCAACGGGAGAUGGAACCAAGGAGAAACCAUUUAAAACAGGCCUAAAGGCUUUGAUGACAGUCGGAAAAGAGCCAUUUCCCACCAUCUAUGUGGAUUCACAAAAGGAAAAUGAGAGGUGGGAUGUUAUUUCUAAGUCACAGAUGAAGAACAUUAAAAAGAUGUGGCACAGAGAACAGAUGAAGAAUGAUUCUCGGGAGAAGAAAGAGGCAGAAGAUAACUUACGAAGAGAAAAGAACCUGGAGGAAGCAAAAAAAAUUAUCAUUAAAAAUGAUCCAAGCUUGCCAGAGCCAGCAUGUGUAAAGAUUUCUGCGUUAGAAGGAUAUAGAGGCCAAAGAGUGAAGGUGUUUGGCUGGGUUCACAGGUUACGUAGGCAAGGAAAGAAUUUGAUGUUUUUGGUGUUGCGAGAUGGCACAGGGUAUCUUCAGUGUGUCCUAUCAGAUGACUUGUGUCAGUGUUACAAUGGAGUCGUCCUGUCCACGGAGAGUAGUGUGGCAGUGUACGGAACACUGAAGCUCACUCCAAAGGGCAAGCAGGCUCCAGGAGGCCAUGAGCUGAGCUGUGACUUCUGGGAACUGGUGGGGCUAGCCCCAGCUGGAGGAGCUGAUAACCUCAUCAACGAGGAGUCUGAUGUGGACGUCCAGCUCAACAACCGGCACAUGAUGAUCCGGGGGGAGAACAUGUCCAAGAUCUUAAAAGCUCGGUGCAUGAUCACCAGGUGCUUUAGGGAUCACUUCUUCGACAGGGGGUACUGUGAAGUUACUACUCCAACCCUCGUGCAGACCCAGGUGGAAGGUGGGGCCACACUUUUCAAGCUUGACUAUUUUGGAGAAGAAGCAUUUUUGACCCAGUCAUCACAGUUGUACCUGGAGACCUGCCUUCCAGCCCUGGGAGAUGUUUUCUGUAUCGCCCAGUCAUACAGGGCCGAACAGUCCAGAACACGGCGGCACCUGGCCGAAUUCACUCACGUGGAAGCCGAAUGUCCUUUCCUGACCUUUGAGGACCUCCUGAACCGCUUAGAAGACCUAGUGUGUGACGUGGUGGACAGAGUCUUGAAGUCCCCAGUGGCAAGCAUAGUGUAUGACCUCAACCCGAACUUCAAACCCCCCAAGCGGCCUUUCCGACGGAUGAACUAUUCAGAUGCUAUCGUGUGGCUGAAGGAGCAUGAUGUAAAGAAAGAAGAUGGGACCUUCUAUGAGUUUGGAGACGAUAUUCCUGAAGCUCCUGAGAGACUGAUGACAGACACCAUUAACGAACCAAUCCUACUAUGUCGGUUUCCUGUGGAGAUCAAGUCCUUCUAUAUGCAGCGCUGUCCUGAGGAUCCUCGGCUUACUGAAUCUGUCGACGUUUUGAUGCCCAAUGUCGGUGAGAUUGUGGGAGGCUCGAUGCGCACUUGGGAUAGUGAAGAAAUUCUAGAAGGCUAUAAAAGGGAAGGAAUUGACCCUGCUCCUUAUUACUGGUAUACAGAUCAGAGAAAAUAUGGUACAUGCCCUCAUGGAGGCUAUGGCUUGGGCUUGGAACGAUUCCUGAGUUGGAUUCUGAACAGGUAUCACAUCCGAGAUGUGUGCUUGUACCCUCGAUUUCUCCAGCGCUGCAGGCCAUAACCACGGGCCCCUGAAGCACGAAAGAAGGGAAUGUUCAUGAAAACUUAAGACUGUCUCUACAAAAGAACAAAUAUCCACAUCAUUCUUGAUUUCCGGUUGUGGGUAGUAGCUCUUUCCUGUUUUUGUUUUUUCUUCUCGUUAUCAUAAAAGGCAGUAGAUGUUAUUUGAGCAUCAAGGGACAUCUAUGUCCCUUUAAUAAAAAUACUCAUUACAAAAUUUUGAGGAAUUACAUGGCAUGUCACUCUUCAGUUAUGGAGACAUUUUUUCAUAAUGUAGGUUAUGAUCAUUGUAUUAAACCAUAUGAUUAUACGGUUUUUAAUUAUGAUCUGACAUUCCAGUAAUUUCAUCUUUUUGUCCUUUUAAAUGUCACUGGAAUUCUUUAAUUUAUUGUGUACAGCUGUUACAGCAAGCAUCAAAAGAGAAAUUGGCAGUUUGACAUAAAAAUUCUAGUAUUAUAGUGUAACAGUCGUACAUACUGGAAUUGAAUACAUAGUCCUUUACAUUUGCUAUUAAGCUUUCCUAAAUUCAUACAGUGUUUAUAAUUCUGAGGGGUAUGAAUUGAUAGGGAAAAAUUAAUGAAGGUCAACGAACAUGAUUUGGAUGGUGGGUUAUUUAAAUGAUUCCAACCUCCUUAGCUUUUAGUUUUAAGAGCUGGGGCCAGACAGGGCUUCCCUCUUCUAAUAUAAUUCUCGAGUAGCAAAAAUUAAAUACAUUUCUAAAAGACUUAGCACCUGGAAUCUUAGGCAGCGCAGGCAGCCAGGUCGUCCCUGCCUUGGCCUAGCGUACCGUCGGUGCUGCCUUGCCGACCCUUAGGCUUCCUGAAUGGCUGCAGUGCACAGCUGACCAGGUUCUCCCCGUAUGCAUGCCAUGUGUUCUCAUGGGCUGUAUUCCCACCAAUCAAUAAAUAAACACUUGUAAAAAAAA